Molecule: messenger RNA, 519 nt
Organism: Paraglomus occultum
Lineage: Eukaryota; Fungi; Glomeromycota; Glomeromycetes; Paraglomerales; Paraglomeraceae
Source: the annotation of a GenBank genome assembly
AUGUUCUUCCCGAUACUACAAAAACUAUCAACUUACUACUUUGAUAACUUUUCGAAAAAGGCUUUGGAUUCGUCUUCCCCUGCCAGACUAAAGAAGAAUCGCAAGAAGCGCGGACACGUAUCUGCUGGACAUGGUCGCAUUGGCAAACACCGUAAGCAUCCUGGAGGCCGAGGUCUUGCAGGCGGUCAGCACCAUCACCGCACAAAUUUGGACAAAUUCCAUCCUGGUUACUUUGGUAAAGUCGGAAUGCGAUAUUUCCACAAGACCAAAAACCAGUACUACAACCCAACGCUGAAUCUUGACCGAUUGUGGACAUUGGUUUCGGAAGACACAAGACGUGCACAUGCCAAUAACAAAGAUGUCGCACCCGUUAUCGAUAUUUUGCAAUCGGGAUAUAGCAAACUUCUCGGAAAAGGCCGACUUCCUAACCAGCCUGUUAUAGUCAAGGCUAGAUCGGUAUCACGUCGUGCUGAGCAGAAAAUAAAGGCCGCUGGUGGUGUCGUCCACUUAAUUGCGUGA